UCAUUCCCAGUGCUCGACCGCUAUCAGCUGAUUCACGGCGUUGUUUCGCUGCCGAAGGGAUAAAAAGGCGGGAUUUCGGAACGAGGACGAUAUUAACCUCUUCGUGUGCUCCUUAUCCGCAAUAUUACAUUCGCAACUUAUCAUGUCGCAGCCCUUGGUAACGGCGUACUUUAAUACGCGCAAACGGCAGGCGUGCGACGAGUUACGCGGUAAGUCUAAGGUUUUGCUACUGGAGCGAGAUAGCUCGAGUAGCCAAGCGUUGACAUAUGCCGACGACUCGGAGCAGAUCGCGAUGGAUGCGAAAGAUGAGAGAAAGAGUCCGAUAAUUGUAUUGAAAGAUGCUCCCGCGAAGGAGGUCACUCGUGCCAAUAAAGCGGUUCGCAAUAUCCAAUUUGAUUCUACGAAGGCGAGCCUCGAGAAAACUCCGAACAGGCCCAGAACGCGAGCCAUGCGCUCGCGCGCGUUAUCCUCCACCGAUAGAAGCCAGCCGGAUAUCAGGGAUAGUUUGCUGAAGGCGAACAACGACUCGGAGACUAAGAAAGUGCCCUUUGAGAAGAUGGGUACGCUUAGUCCAAAAAAGAAGCCACGAACUCCCACGAAGUGCUCCGUCGUUCCAAAAGACAGCGUAAUCGUGGAGGCAGAGAAUGAACAAUCUGCCAGUAGUUGUCCGCUCACUCCAACGUCAUCGAGAAAGAUUCCGAUGGUGGAGAGACUCGCGAAGAAUGAUGACUUAAGCUUGACCGAAAUCAAAAGCAGAAUUCAAAAGUCCUCGAGAUUAGGGGAACUGAAAGCUAUAAUACAACGAAUUGCGAAUCAUGAGCAGUCGCUGGAGCAACUACAGAAGCAAAACGAUAUUAAGAAACCUGAAAUGCAAAAGUUUGAGAAGAUAGAACUUGAAAUUCCUGUGAGUCCACAGAAGGGAUGCAAAUCUCCAAUCAAGGCAUUGCGAACUCCAACCAAGGAUGCAGAUCUUUCAAAGACGGCCAGUCCUCAGAGGAGAAUUUUAUUUGAGCCUAAAGGAACAACACCAAGUCCGAUAAAAAGUAGUCCUACUAAGCCAUAUCAAAAGUAUCUGUCAUUGGCUGAAAGUGAGAUACCUGGAUUGGUGUUACCUUAUAAUUAUAGAUUCCUGGCUGAAGUAUUCAGAUGUGUUGAUACGGUUUCAGCAAUGUUGUUCAAUAGAAAGGAAGUGAUAACAUUCAAUAAAUUGAAACCUGCAGUUCAAGAGCUGGUGCGACGUAAUUUUACAUUGGAACAUCUAGCUCAAAUAAAAACUAUUUAUCCUGAUGCAUAUACUUAUCAUCAAGAGAAGCUUCGAAAUUUUGGUUCAGUAUCGAAACAGGAGAGAUAUGAAUUAGUUUUGAUACCUGUGGUUGACAAAAAUAAUGGAAGAAAUACUCCUGAUGCGGAUAAUGUAUUGAAGACUGCCUCUGAAAGUAACAUGAGUCCUACAGUACUGCUUGAGAGAAGGAAGAAAUUUUAUAAUAUUUUAUUAGAGAGAGUGAAAGAUGAGCAUGAGAAAUUUUUACUGAGCUGUGAAAGUCCAAGAUUAAUGAAUAUACCGAGAGAGAAAAUAACACGCUGGCAUCCCGAGUUUGAUGUAGAGUCUUGCAAGAAAAUUGAACAAGCCGAAUUACCGCAAUCACCUGUUGUCGAGAAGCCAACUGCUAAAGAUGUUCUUGAUAAAGCUAAAUCUUUGUUCAAUUGUGGUACGCGCAUGGAAAAAGCAUUGCAAAGGCUGGCUGAAGCAAACUUAACUACAAAAUCCAAAGACCCAUCUUCUACGCAAGAUUCUGUAACGCAAACCACAGAAGAUGGUAUUCGAAAGGUUAAUAUUACUAUUAUGGACACUCCACCAAUUACGCCAUCCACACAAAUAAAUCAUAUGAAUACACUACUUAAAGGUAUUCCCAAAGCUCUACUCGAGAAGGUUCGCGCUAGGCAGGAGGCCAAAGCAUUAGAAGCAAUGACAAGAACGCCAAAUGCGGAUAAGGAGGCUGCAUUAUACUCCAGACUUCCCGAGUUAGCGAAGUUUCUUCGGAAUAUUUUCGUGGCAGAAAGAAAGGGCGUUUUGCCAUUGGAGGCAGUGAUACAAAAGUUAGACAAUUCUUUCAGAAUAAAAUUAACAUUGCAAGAAAUGGAAGAGCAUAUACGGCAAUUAUGCAAGCUUUUACCUAUGUGGGCCAGUAUACAUACUGUACGGAAAGUGAAUUAUCUGAAAUUAGAUAAAAAUAUUGAACUUGCAAAGGUAAUUAAACGAUUAGAGAUUUUAGCCAAUAAUAAAGUCAAGACGACAUCAUGAUUUGCAAAUUCCACGCAACUGUAUUUUAGAGGUAAAUAUACUUUCUCGAAUAAUAAUAAUGAAAUCAUUGUUUUAUGAAAGUUAGGCAAAUGCUUAAUUUUUAUUUAGAUUUAGAUUGUAAUAGAUGAUUUUGAAUGCAUCUUUAUAAUAUAAUGAUAUCAUCUGUUUCUUUUACACUUUACUUGAGUAUUUUUAAAUAUUGGGAAUUAUGAAGCAUGAGAUAAACCAAAAAAUGCGAAUGUAAAUGACAUUUUAUGUUGCUUACUUAUCUAUGUUUCCAAUUUUAUUACACAAUUUUUGAUUAUUAUACUUUAUUAUUGGUUUGAAGAAUAAGAUUGUGUAUUUAAUAAAAUAUGAUAUCAUAAUAGAAAAAUUGAAAUAUGAAACUAUUUUCAUUAAAUAUGUAUAUCAAUAUGUAGUUAAUAUAUCAAGUCAAGAAUUCGAGUCAAAUCAUACAAAUAUUCUAAAUUUUCUAAGUAAGACUACUGACAAUGUAUGUGUAUAUGUGUGUGUGUGUGUGUUUUUAAUGCACUGCCUUUAAUAUUAUGUUAAUUAAUAAAGCUAUUAUAAAAUGUAACCACACAUAUCUAUGUAUGUGAAUAUUUAGUCCAUAUUAAAUAUCCACACACAUAUAUAGUUAAUAAAGCUAUUAUAAAAUGUAAUCACACAUAU
Molecule: messenger RNA, 2974 nt
Organism: Formica exsecta
Lineage: Eukaryota; Metazoa; Arthropoda; Insecta; Hymenoptera; Formicidae
Gene: dup
Product: DNA replication factor Cdt1
Exons: 6
Coding region: 143-2302 (719 amino acids)
Biological process (GO): mitotic cell cycle; DNA replication checkpoint signaling; DNA replication preinitiation complex assembly
Cellular component (GO): nucleus
Molecular function (GO): DNA polymerase binding; DNA binding
Source: RefSeq, a predicted model, not a curated record